UGGAAAUUGCAAAGGAAAGCAGGAAGACACAACUUUCAAUGCAAGGCACCUCUGCUCACCAUUAUCGGUUCCGUUGCUAAAACCUGUUCUCUUUAGACUUUCUUUCUCACUGCCAGACUGGCUACUUUCAGAACAAUUCCACCUGUCAGAUGAGAGUUACGGAUUUAUUUAUUUAUUACCUCAUUUUCUCUUAGGAUUGACAAAGAAGAGAAAGAAAUGCAGAAGAAUAAGACCCACAAAAUGGAGUCUGUGAUGACGGAGAGCCAUGUGAUUCAACCUGAUAAGAAUGAGAAGCCACACAGGAGAACUUGGGAUCAAGAGAUAGCAGGUUUAUUUCAUAGCAGGGAGCCAAAUACAGAUUUUUCCUCUCCAGAUGCUUCCAUAAUGAGUGAAGAAGGACCUAGAUUGUACAGAAUUUGGGAUGUUAGUCAAAAAACCAUUAAACUGAUGGAAAACAGGCUGAUAGCAACCCCACGUAGUUCCAAUGAACCAGAGCAAUUAAUUCGGGUGCUCCCAAAUGCAAACUUGGAUCCAAAAAUGCAACCCAUCUUUAUGGCACCUAAUGAUACACACAGCAUAUCCUGCAUAAAGUCUGGCAGCCAUCCACAGCUGCAGUUAGUGGAGCAAAAGAUUGUGGAGCUUUACAAGAAAAAGGAGAACCUGUUGAGUUUCUCUUUCUACAGCAAGACAGAUGGGAGCCUGGAGACUUGUUCUUUUGAAUCAGCAGAGUUCCCGGGUUGGUUCCUAAGUACAUCUCGGGAACCAAACAAACCUGUUGGUCUAAGUCAACAAGGAGGCACUGAGAACACCUUGUUUUACUUUGAAAGAAAAGAAGAAAUCGGUUUCAUCACUCAUGGCCAUCACUUAUGAGGAAAUGUGAAAGUUCAAGUUCCAAUUUAUACAUCUUGUAUACUAAUUGUGUGAUAGGAUGGAGCCUUGUGUGGAAGGGAAUCAAACGGCAAUCAGAUCUAAGGUUUACAGUCCUAUCUCACAAAUAUAUUUGAAUUCCAGAAGCUGUAGUCUAAUGCAGCCACAUUCUCAAUCCCAAUGAAUGCAAGUAUAUCAAUCUCCUGUUCAGAUUUACUUGAGUGUAAAAAACCUUUAACUUAAUAACACAUCUGGUGAAUCAGUUCCUAAGGCUACAUUGUUGCUCCCAAGAAAUGCCCUCCCCUCACCCUCUCUGAUAAUUUUUUAGUUUUUUUUAACAUUUUUUUAUUAUAUAAAUCUAUCCAUACUGAUUUAACAUCGUGUCCCCAGGGUACAGCUUAUAAUCAUUUGUAAAACAACUACUACACACAUUACACUCCUAAUCU
This is a messenger RNA of Pogona vitticeps (central bearded dragon), 1313 nucleotides long. NCBI's taxonomy places the organism in Eukaryota, Metazoa, Chordata, Lepidosauria, Squamata, Agamidae. The record is from RefSeq and is a predicted model, not a curated record.